Durio zibethinus is the source of this 2186-nucleotide messenger RNA. Its product is annotated as glycerol kinase. Gene Ontology annotation, biological process: glycerol metabolic process; triglyceride metabolic process; phosphorylation. The record is from RefSeq and is a predicted model, not a curated record. Gene Ontology annotation, cellular component: mitochondrion. NCBI's taxonomy places the organism in Eukaryota, Viridiplantae, Streptophyta, Magnoliopsida, Malvales, Malvaceae. Gene Ontology annotation, molecular function: glycerol kinase activity.
UUUCCAUAUUUUAAAAAUGUUUGGCUAGACUUUGUCCAUUCUCCCAAGAAAAAAGGAAAAUUUUCCUUAGAAACAAACCAACCAGCAUACCUCUAUAAAAACCAUCCCCUCUUUCUCUUCACUCUGUUUAAUCUCUCCAGCAAAGUUCACCACCGACCAAGAAGAACCCCCCCCCCCCCACCCCCCGGCAUCCAAAGAAUAACAUAGAAAAUAUGUCAAAGGAAGAAGUUUUCAUCGGCUCCGUCGACCAAGGCACCACCAGCACCCGGUUCAUCAUCUAUGACAAAUCUGCUCAACCAGUCGGAUCCCACCAGGUCGAGUUCACUCAGUUCUACCCUGAAGCGGGGUGGGUGGAGCAUGAUCCAAUGGAGAUAUUGGAGAGUGUGAGAUUGUGCAUUUCAAAGGCAGUAGACAAGGCUACAGCUGAUGGUUACAAUGUGGACAGAGGAUUGAAAGCAAUUGGGUUGACCAAUCAAAGAGAGACAACUCUUCUUUGGAGCAAAUCUACUGGUUGUCCUCUCUAUAAUGCCAUCGUUUGGAUGGAUGCUCGUACCAGCUCUGUUUGCAGGAAAUUGGAGAAAGAAUUGCAAGGAGGCAGAACACAUUUCGUGGAAUCAUGUGGUUUGCCCAUAAGCACUUAUUUUAGUGCAGUGAAGCUGCUAUGGUUGAUGGAGAACGUGGAUGCUGUUAAAGCUGCUAUUAAAAAGGGAGAUGCGUUGUUUGGAACUAUAGACACAUGGUUAAUCUGGAAUUUAACCGGAGGCAUAAAUGGUGGAUUACAUGUCACUGAUGUCUCUAAUGCAUCACGGACAAUGCUCAUGAAUCUCAAAACUCUUGAUUGGGAUAAAACCACAUUAGAAACUCUAGGAAUACCAGCUGAAAUUCUGCCCAAAAUUAUAAGUAACUCUGAGGUCAUUGGUAAAAUUACCGAAGGAUGGCCUAUUCCUGGUAUUCCCAUUGCAGGAUGUCUUGGUGAUCAACAUGCUGCAAUGGUUGGGCAAGCUUGCCGAAAGGGUGAGGCCAAAAGCACUUAUGGAACCGGUGCCUUUAUCCUUCUCAACACAGGUAAUGAGAUAGUUAAGUCAAAUCACGGGCUCCUAAGCACAGUUGCAUUCAAGCUUGGUCCAAAAGCACCGACUAAUUAUGCUUUAGAGGGCUCUAUUGCUAUUGCUGGAGCUGCAGUUCAGUGGCUAAGAGACAGCCUUGGGAUAAUUUCCAGUGCAAGCGAGAUUGAACGUUUGGCAUUACAGGUUGAUUCCACAGGUGGGGUUUACUUUGUCCCUGCUUUUAAUGGAUUGUUUGCUCCAUGGUGGCGAGAUGAUGCUCGUGGGGUUUGCAUUGGAAUUACAAGGUUUACAAGCAAGGCUCAUAUCGCUCGCGCGGUGCUUGAAAGCAUGUGUUUUCAAGUGAAAGACGUAUUGGAUUCAAUGCACAAAGAUGCAGGCGAGAAAGGUGAGGUUAGGAAUGAAACGGAAGAGUUCUUGCUUAGAGUGGAUGGUGGUGCCACUGUCAACAACCUCUUGAUGCAAAUUCAGGCGGACUUGCUGGGGAGCUCUGUGGUGAGGCCAGCAGACAUAGAAACAACAGCUCUUGGAGCCGCAUAUGCUGCUGGAUUAGCCAUAGGAGUGUGGAAAGAAGAUGAGAUUUUUGCUUCUGGACAGAAGAUUAAAACUUCCACUAUAUUCCAUCCCAUACUGAGCGAGGAACUAAGGAAGAAGAAGGUGGGUUCUUGGUGCAAAGCUGUUUCAAGAACUUUUGACUUGGCCGACCUUUCUAUUUAAUGCACAGUCAGUUCUUUGUUAUGGGUUCCUCUUCUUUCUUUUUGCUCUUCCUUAAAUGAUGGUUGUUCUGUUUCCGAACAAUUUCUAGUCCUCGUAGGUUAUUGUGAAUGACAGACAAAUCCAUGGUUUUAUCGAAUUGAAUAAUUGGUGAUAAAAUGCUUACAUUCCUAGCCAUUGCUUAGCUUCAAUGAUUUUUUAGUGCACGUCUUUUUUAAUAUUUGAGGCUGUCAAGUUUAAUCUCUUAUCGCUAGAAAUUAAGAAUUCAGCACUUUUCCGUCACACCACGUGACUGCUGUUGUGCAUAUCAUCUGAGCUAAAUAUAUGUUAGACGCUGCCAUGUUUAGUUGACAUUUUCCCAUUGUUACCUGGUCCAUUGACAGAAGUGUUAGAACUGCGAAUUUUAUA